UAUGUUUUUUUCAAGUUACGCGGAAAACAAAGAGGAAAUCGACCUCCACGUGUUAAAGGUCUGCCAAUAAUAGGAAAUGCAAUGGACAUAAAUGAAAACAAUCUUUUUGAUAAAUUAUAUUCAUUUUCAGAGAAAUAUGGAGAGAUAUUCGAAAUGAAGAUUCUGCAUCAGACUUUUGUGAGUCUCAAUUCUGAGAGUUUGAUUCGUAAAGCGUUAGCAACAGAGCCAUAUACACGUUUUAUGAAUGAAAGGACUAAAUUUUUCUACGGAGAGUCAAUGUUGUAUGGCAGUCAAAGUGUAUUUACUUAUGGAGAUCCAUACAGUAAAGUAUACAACGGAAUGCGCAAAGGCAUGGUUAAAGGUCUUCAUGUGUAUGGACAAGAAGGAUUUAACAAAUUUGAAGAAAACAUUCAACUGGAGCUGUGUCGUCUAAAUAACAAAAUUGAAUCUUUUGGCGACUGUGAUUUUGAUGUAGUGGCACUUAUACAACGGUCUUUGACUAAUGUUACCUCACAAUUGCUGAUUGGUGAAUCAUUAUCUGAUGACGACAAAGAUGUUAACAUGUUUUGGGAUUAUGUUGCGGGAAUCAAUGUAUUUGUCAAUGCAAGUGUCAACAAUAUUCUAACGUUCAUGCCUUUCUUGAGAUAUGCUCCGAGCUUUAAAAGCAAAUAUGACUUCAUGUCCAGAGGUAAAGACACAAUUAUUGAGAGAUUCUUCAAGAGCAGAAAGAAUAACGCUACCGGUUCAUCAGAAGGUCUUGUUGAUUAUCUACUUGAUGAGCAAAGAAAGACAAUUGAAGAGGGAAAAGAAGUCAUUUUUACGGAUGAAAGAAUUAUCAGCAAUAUCCUAGAGACGGUGGGAGCAGGAAUACUCACAACUUGGUCUGUACUGACGAGCUCUAUUCUGUGUUUAGUCAACCACCCAGAAUACCAAGACAAGGUAUUUGAAGAAAUUGAUAAAAACAUUGGUAGAGAUAGCUCGCCUAAUCAUUCUGAUAAAGUUCAUUGCCCUCAUCUAGAAGCUCUUGAGCUAGAAGUUCACAGGCUUAUCACAGUUGUGCCUAUCCUUGCUGGUAGCCAAUGCUCGCGUGAUCUUGAAUUUGAAGGAUAUAAUUUAUCAAAAGGAACUUUGAUCAUUGCAAACAUUUGGUACAUUCAUCAUAAUCCGAAAAUAUGGGGAGAUCCUUGGAAUUUCCGGCCUGAACGUUUCUUGGAUGAAGAUGGCCAGCUUCUUCCUAGGGAACACAUCUUUCGGCGAAAUUGCAUACCAUUUGCAGUAGGUAGAAGACAAUGUCUCGGAGAGCAGUUUGCAAGAUCAAGAUAUUUUCUAUAUAUGGCUACAUUGCUCAGAAAAUGGAAAUUUGUUGGUUCUCCGGGAAAGUUUGGGUCAUGUGACCCUAGAGAUAGUGCUUACAUUGAAAACAAAGUCACAUAUCGAGCAAAGUCAUUCUUUUGCACAGCAGUUAAGCGAUAACUUUAUACAGACGACGUAACAUUUAUUAACUCUUUACGUUUGAAUUGUGAAAACUAUUAAUCCUGAAUCAAAUUGUUAAUUGAUCGCAAAACUCGUUAUACAUGUGGAAAAAGGGAGAUCUCUGUCGUUCUGGUCGGGUCAAUAAAUUACAGUUUGUUUGUCUUAUGUUCCUAAACAUUGACAGAAUAUUUAAUAUAUACGAAUUAGCAAAUUGUUUGGCAAAGUGCCAUCAAAACCACCGGGUGUUUGUUACACCAACAGGCGUAUUAUAGUAAGAUAUUCUUAUGAGACAUUUAGGCACUUUGUUGGAUGAAUUGUUAUAAAACUCACCAUUAAUGUAUAUAAUAAUGGGUUAAUGAUGCUGAUCAAAUCAUUUCUAAAUGUAAUCGUAAGAAUUUGAAU
Molecule: messenger RNA, 1875 nt
Organism: Ruditapes philippinarum (Manila clam)
Lineage: Eukaryota; Metazoa; Mollusca; Bivalvia; Venerida; Veneridae
Product: cytochrome P450 2C31-like
Exons: 7
Coding region: 82-1473 (463 amino acids)
Molecular function (GO): monooxygenase activity; heme binding; iron ion binding
Source: RefSeq, a predicted model, not a curated record